Lacerta agilis (Sand lizard) is the source of this 1858-nucleotide messenger RNA. It is a transcript of the gene MARVELD3, whose product is annotated as MARVEL domain containing 3. The record is from RefSeq and is a predicted model, not a curated record. NCBI's taxonomy places the organism in Eukaryota, Metazoa, Chordata, Lepidosauria, Squamata, Lacertidae. Gene Ontology annotation, cellular component: membrane.
AUGAUAAGUCUGGAGGAGCAAACAAAUACAAAAAAAAAAUACCUAAUGCUAGAGCAAUAUAAACACCAGCAAAAAUCACAGCAAGGAGAACAAAAUGAAACAGGUGUUCUAAGCAACUACAUCCUUAAAAAAGCCAUAUUGUGGUGGGACCAGGAAGGCCAGCGGCCGCCAGGACCACCGAACAUCGGGCCUGGACGGGCAGCGAUAGCGGCUGCUCUCCCAGUCUGUCCAGGGCCUGCCUUGGGCCUUUCCAGACCCGCGCUGACUUCCUCGACGGCUGCUAGAGAGGCGCCCCUCGGCAAGCGCCGGCAGCGAGGAGCCCCCUCUGUCGGGCGGCGGCUCCCAGGCAAGAUGGGCACCUGCCGCCCACCUCCCCAGCCCGGCCAAUCUCCGCCCAGGAGGCGGCGCAGCCGCGCUCACCUGGGACGCCCCACCCAGACCUUCCUGCGCGCCUCCAGGCUACGAGCCAUGGCGGACGCCGGGAGGAGAGCCGGGCAGCCGCGAGACUGGCAUCAGGACCGGCCGGCGGUGGUGGCGUGCCGAGGCCCGAGGCGGAGGCGGCCUUCUGGACAGACCGCUUGUCGCGCCCUGUGCACAGCCAGAGCCUGCUGCCAACAGCUCCAGCUCCUCCUCUGCAUGCUGAUUGUCAUCUGCAGCUCAGUCUCCUACAAUUCGGCAGGUGGCUACACUGGUCUUUUCAGUCUGGGAAGCAUUUACUACUACCAAUAUGGUGGGGCCUACAGUGGCCUCAGCGGAGCUGACGGGGAGAAGGCGCAGCAGUUGGAUGCCCAGUUCCACCAACUCAAGGUGCCACCGGCCCAGGUGGCCAUGGCGGUUGGAGGGCUGAUGGCCUUUGCCUGCUUCCAGAUUGUGGCUAGUCUCUUCCGAGUGCCCUGGCAUUGCCCAGCCUGGCUGAUAGCGGAGGCCAUUCUGGAUGUGGCCAUUGCAAUUGGUCUUGUGCCAGCUUUGUACUUCUACUACCACCGCCUUCAUGAGAUCUAUGCCUCCUCUCUGUGCAAAGAGCGAGAGAACCUCUACCAGAGCAAAGGCUACAGUGGCUUUGGCUGCAGUUUGCAUGGAGCAGAGAUCGCUGUGGGCUUUUUUGCUGGGGUGGCCAUUGUGGCCUUUGCUGUUGGCGUUGUGUUGGCUGUCCGUGGCUUCAAGAUUGUCCGGAACCUCCAAGCAAAACCAUCAUCACACAGCUAUGAACACUAGCUUGGCCUCUCUGCUGCCUGAGUUGAAGGGAGAGCAGGAUGGAGCAGCAUAUUAAGCCAAGCUAAGCAAUGCCUUUGAACCAUGUACAGUGGUGGCAGUGAUCACUUUCUGUCUAAACUCCUUCACAGUUCUGUAAACAUUCUCCAAGCUCCUAUUGCUUUCCCAUGUUACAUACUGAUGCAAAGUCUAACAAGACUACUCCCUGCUCCUCUUUAAUAUAGAAUGUCACCUGUAAUGACAAGAAGACCAACUUGGUCCCAUCACCAACCAGCACUUUCUUCCCUUCCUUUUCCUUUCAAAUCAUGCCUUUAGAGUGAGACCGUUGACCAGAGACUUUCAAUAUAUGCCUUGGGGAAAAGUGCCAUCUUGUUGGUACCCCCCAGAAAAAACUCCAAUCAUCUUAUAGAUAGCAAAAUCUGUGUCUUUUUCCACCCACCCCUUACAGGUUUAAAAUGCCAGAGAAAAUGUUUUUCAUUCCUUCUUCCAUUCACCUCAUUGAGCUGCUUCCUUGAUUAGGAAGCUACGCAUUUGCCUUGAAGGCAAAUGCUUCUACUAGAUGUUCUGUGCAGUCUUGUUUCAAAUUGUUUUCAUUAUAGAAUAUAGUACUUUUGUACAACAAUAAAAUCACUACCUUGGUAAUUCA